AUGAUUGCUUACUUGGGCAUAUUCUUCAUGGCCUUUACCACGUCGCUUGAAGGUCAAGUGACAUACUCCCUUUCCGCAUUCGCCGUCAGUUCGUUCAACAAGCACUCGUUGCUGUCGACGGUUUAUGUGGUCCAAGGGGUGGUUAAUGCUGUCAUCAAACCCCCUAUGGCCAAGAUAGCCGACGUCUUUGGCCGACUAGAGGCCUUCUCCAUAUGCAUCGUCCUGUGUGUUCUGGGAUACAUCCUCAUGGCCGCCUCGCGAAACGUCGAAACGUAUGCCUCGGCGCAGAUAUUUUACGCGGCCGGCUUCACCGGAUUGCAGAUCCUGCAGCAGGUCUUCAUCGCCGACACGAGCGAUUUCCUUAACCGCGCCCUGUUUUCGAGUCUGCCGGACAGCCCGUUUCUGGUAACCGUCUGGAUAGGACCAGCCAUCGCGGCGUUGUUCCUCGCAAAGAGCACAUGGCGCUGGGGAUACGCCGUCUGGACCAUCAUUCUCCCGCUGGCCUUUUUGCCCCUCGGGCUGAGCCUGCUCAUCAACGGCCGCAAGGCAGAGAAGCUGGGCUUGGUACCAAAGCGACGCGCCAUGAGCACCACCUCCUCGGCCGACAACAAAAAGCCCUCACUUUCAACAGCAGCCAGAAACCUCUUCCAAGAACUCGACGGCAUCGGCAUCCUCCUCUUCUCCCUCGGCCUCUCCCUCAUCCUCAUCCCCCUAACCCUCGUCUCCCGCUCCAAAACCGGCUGGCACGACCCCCACAUCAUCCUCAUGAUCCUCAGCGGCAUCCUUCUCCUAGUCCUCUUCCCCCUCUGGGAAUCCCGCGCUCUUCACCCCCUCUUGCCGCUAGAACUUCUCAAGUCCCGCACCUUCGUCGCCGGGUGUCUACUUGGCUUUUUUUAUUUUGCCGUCUUUUACAUCGCCGUCCAACCUUACUUUUACUCUUACCUCCUCGUGGCCCUCAACCUCCCCGUCACCAGCGCAGGACCCAUAACCCAAACCUUUUCCUUCGCCUCCACCAUCGCCGCCAUCGCCGCGAGUCUAGUCAUCAAGCGCCUAGGCGGUGAACCCCGCCCAAAACCCUGGAUCGUCUUCGGCGCAACAAUCUACACCCUCGCCAUCCUGCUGCUGCUCCACACCCGCAAGCGCGGCGUUUCCGAACCGGUCCUCUACACAGCGCAGAUGUUCCUCGGCGCCGGAGCGGGGUUGAUGCACGUGGCUACUCAGCUCGUCGUCCAGGCGGCUGCGUCUUCGAGCUCCAACCUCAAGGGGAGGAACCGGCAUCAGCACGUCGGGGUGGCGACCGCGGCGUUUUUGACGCUGGUGCAAGUCGGGAGCGCGGUGGGGAGCGCGGUGAGCGGGGCGAUUUGGGGGAGGUUGAUACCGGGGAAGCUGAGGGAGUAUCUCCCUGAGGAUGCGAAGGGAGAGGCGGGCAAGAUUUAUGGGAGCGUGAGGGAGGCGGUGUCGUAUCCGUGGGGGAGUCCUGAACGGGAGGCGAUUGCGAGGAGCUAUCAGGAGACUGUGGAGGUGCUGCUUUGGGUGGCGCUGGGCGUGGGAGGAGGAGGGGAGAAGGGGAAGGGGGUGGUGGGGGUUGUUGCUGUGGGGUGGGAAGAGGAGGGAUUAAAAGGGAAGAAGAUAUGGUUUGGUUGUUUUUGA
This is a messenger RNA of Podospora pseudocomata, 1650 nucleotides long. RefSeq lists its product as uncharacterized. The record is from RefSeq and is a predicted model, not a curated record. Bases 1 to 1650 code for a protein of 549 amino acids. Gene Ontology annotation, cellular component: plasma membrane. NCBI's taxonomy places the organism in Eukaryota, Fungi, Ascomycota, Sordariomycetes, Sordariales, Podosporaceae. The transcript has 4 exons. Gene Ontology annotation, biological process: transmembrane transport. Gene Ontology annotation, molecular function: siderophore-iron transmembrane transporter activity.